CACCAUCUUGUUGUCCAAUGGCAGGCAGACAUCUGUUCGCUGGAGCGACUCUAAAAUAUUAUCUUCUCUUCUCUUCCGUCUCCAUAAGGUAUUCAGCACUUCUCAGCAAGUACAUCGACAGCAGUGGAAAGUAGAGCUUAGAUGGGGAAAAUGCAAGUCUUGGGUGUAGUUGCGGUAAUGUUAGCAGUGUACUGCGUACAUGCAAAGGUUUAUUUUCGGGAGGAGUUUCUGGAUGGUGAUGAAUGGAGAAGUCGCUGGAUGAACUCCAAACACAAAUCUGACUAUGGAGAGUGGAAACUAACGGCUGGCAACUUCUUUGGAGAUGCUGAUAAAGACAAAGGUCUGCAAACAAGCCAGGAUGCUCGUUUCUAUGCUGUCUCUGCCCGUUUUGAUCCAUUCAGCAACGAGGGCAAACCUUUGGUCAUUCAGUUUACAGUCAAGCAUGAGCAAAAGAUUGACUGUGGUGGUGGCUAUGUGAAGGUCUUCCCCGCUGAAUUGGAUCAGGCUGAAAUGCAUGGAGAAUCCUCAUACUACAUCAUGUUUGGCCCUGAUAUCUGUGGCUACAGCACCAAGAAAGUCCAUGUCAUCUUCAAUUACAAGGGCAAGAAUCACCUCAUCAAGAAAGAGAUUAAGUGCAAGGACGAUGAGCUGACCCACAUGUACACGCUGAUCCUGAAUCCAGAUCAGACCUAUGAGGUGAAGAUUGAUAAUGAGAAGGUAGAAUCUGGCAGUCUGGAGGAUGACUGGGACUUCCUGCCUCCUAAGAAAAUUAAGGACCCCGAAGCCAAGAAGCCAGAGGACUGGGAUGAUCGUGCCAAGAUUGACGAUGCUGAUGACACCAAGCCAGAGGACUGGGACAAACCUGAAAACAUUCCAGACCCUGACGCUAAAAAGCCUGAAGACUGGGAUGAGGAAAUGGACGGAGAGUGGGAGCCACCCAUGAUCCCCAACCCAGAGUACAAGGGAGAAUGGAAACCAAAACAGAUCGACAACCCCAACUACAAAGGAUCCUGGGUGCAUCCUGAGAUUGACAAUCCUGAAUACAGUCCUGAUUCGAACAUUUACAAGUUUGACAACAUUGGUGUUUUAGGUCUUGAUCUUUGGCAGGUGAAAUCUGGUACCAUCUUUGACAACUUCCUGAUCACAGACGAUGUGAAGGAAGCAGAAGACAUUGCAAACGAAACAUGGGGUGUGACAAAGGAACCAGAGAGGAAAAUGAAACAGGAGCAAGAUGACCUGAAACGAAAAGAAGAGGAGGAGAAGAACAAAGAACAAGACACUGAAGCUGCUGCUGAUGAUGAUGAUGAUGACGAUGAAGACAUUGACGAGGAGGAAGAAACAAAGGAUGAAGUAGAGGAGGCACUUUCAGAAAUGGAUGACGAGGAAGGGAAGCUUAAAGAUGAGCUUUGAGGAGGUGUGGCCAGAGAUUUUGUCUGUCCCUCCUUUAGAAACUCUGUAUUUCCCAGGGGUAUUGUGGCUGCUGUGCAUCCUUUCCCUGAGAUUUGGACGCAACCCAAUUUGGGGUAGUGUAGGGUGGCAAGUGGAUGUUAAUGGACUUAGUUUCUCUUUCAUUUUGGUAAUGAUAUUACCCUAUUGCCCCUGAACUGCUGGAUUGAUUCUAAGAUUUUCCACCUACAAAGUCCAUUCCUCAUUUUGUAAUAACAGAGAAUAGGAGGCACUGACAUCUACUGUGUUCUUGAUUAUUUUUUUCUUUUUUUUUUUUUUUUAUCUACACAUCUACUUAGUUUGCAGAUUCCCUUGCACAGGUUGCACAGUUUACUAGAAGCUGUAGUAAAUAUGACAAAUUAAAAUAGCAGAGACUAAGGAUUAUCCAGUCAGAUUUUACCUUCAUUGUCCACAAAAUUUGGUGAAACAUAAAAUGGACAUAACUGAAAAUAUAAUGCAUAAAUCUUUUAAGACAUACUGCACAAAAAAUCACAAAAUACAGACAGAAAUCAAGAGUAAUGUAAUGUAACUUAUGCUGGUUAUGUCUGUGGCACUGACUUAUUUUCCUUUCCACACUCUUUAAGGUAUAAUUGAAUGAAUUGUUUAGACAUAAAUUAAUCUUCAUCUAAGUACACAAUGACAUUGUUUUUCUACAUUGAAAUGGCAUGAAUUCAACAUGUCUUCAUAGUAAUGUGAUGGGACCUGCAUUAUAUCUUCACUGUCUGGAGAAACAGAUGGUGAGCCCCCGGUGUGACUUGUGACAUCACUAAGGGUCACAACAGUUAUUUUUAUUGGACAGAAUGUUAUUGAUACCAAAGUUUUUAUUAAAAGAUUAUAACCUUA
Molecule: messenger RNA, 2289 nt
Organism: Siniperca chuatsi (mandarin fish)
Lineage: Eukaryota; Metazoa; Chordata; Actinopteri; Centrarchiformes; Sinipercidae
Gene: calr3b
Product: calreticulin 3b
Exons: 9
Coding region: 142-1410 (422 amino acids)
Biological process (GO): protein folding
Cellular component (GO): endoplasmic reticulum; endoplasmic reticulum membrane
Molecular function (GO): calcium ion binding
Source: RefSeq, a predicted model, not a curated record